This is a messenger RNA of Dothidotthia symphoricarpi CBS 119687, 2270 nucleotides long. Its product is annotated as aromatic amino acid aminotransferas-like protein. Lineage: Eukaryota; Fungi; Ascomycota; Dothideomycetes; Pleosporales; Dothidotthiaceae. Gene Ontology annotation, molecular function: transaminase activity; pyridoxal phosphate binding. Gene Ontology annotation, biological process: biosynthetic process. Bases 137 to 1939 code for a protein of 600 amino acids. The record is from RefSeq and is a predicted model, not a curated record. The transcript has 2 exons.
CACUCCCGCGGACUUGACCUCUGCUUCACAAUUCCUCCACUCGCAAUUCCUGCACUGUGUUGAUUCUGUGCAAUUACCUAUUUGUAGCCAGUAAUUGAGUUGGACGUUGGUCUAUCGCGUGACGUUUGACUAGACGAUGGCGUCUUACACGACAGACCCAGGCAGCUUCCCUGACCCAGUAGAUCUCACCCACUAUCUGUCACGUAGUGCAAAGGCACGCGAAGCGUCGAGUGUCAAGAAGUUCUACAAGUAUUUCCAGAUCCCAGGCAUUGCGCAAUUAGCUGGAGGCCUGCCCAACGACCACUACUUUCCAUACGACACCCUCGAAGCAAAGGUUGCGAAUCCAGAACGGUGGAAGCCCACACCCAACAAGCCCGUCGAUCCGCCUGCCGAUGAUCCUCCGACUUCCCAGCUCGCGAAGACCACCAUCUCCAAACACAAGCACCAUGACCCACCCUCGUCGCGUCUCGUGGUCCCGCACGACUCCAAGACCCCAGAUCCCCUUCACAUGAUCGACCUCAAGUCUGGGCUACAGUACGGAACGGCACAAGGUUACACAUCGCUUUACUACUUCAUUCGUCAAUUCACAAGGGAGAACCUCCAUCCUUUCGUCCCAUACAAGGAGGGACCAGAAAUCAUCUUGACGGUUGGCUCAACGGAUGGCUUCUCCAAGACCCUCCAGGCGCUCAGCAAUGAAUGGUCAGCCGAGCAUGACCCUGUCAGUGAGAGACCAGGCCUGCUGUGUGAGCAGUAUGCCUACAUGAACGCCAUACAGACCGCCACACCACGCGGCUUCAACAUCGCCGCCGUUGCCAUCGAUGACGAGGGUAUGCUAGCCAAGGGGCCAGGCGGUCUCCAGGACGUGUUGGAGAACUGGGACUUUUCACUAGGUCGUCGUCCACAUCUCAUGUACACUGUAACCAUCGGCCAAAACCCCACAUCCGGCACGCUAUCCGUCGCGCGUCGCAUAGAAAUCUACGCCCUCUGUGUGGAAUACGACGUCGUGAUCAUCGAAGACGACCCAUACUGGUACCUGCAAUAUCCAUCGUCAUCGCCCAGUAGCGUUGCCCCCCGCGUCAACAAAACCUCUGGCUUCGAAUUCCUCGAUAGUUUGAUUCCGAGUUAUUUGAGCAUCGACUACCAAGGCCGCGUCGUCCGUCUCGACACCUUCUCCAAAACUGUCGCCCCUGGAUGUCGUCUCGGCUGGAUCACCGCGCAGCCCGCGCUCGUGGAACGCAUCCUCCGCAUCACAGAAACAAGCACACAGCAGCCAUCCGGCUUCGUGCAGACCAUGAUUGCAGAACUACUCAUGGGUCCGCAGUCCAGAGCCGACCCCGGACGCGGCGGCGCCUCAGACGGCAGCGGCUGGAAAGUCGACGGCUGGGUGCGCUGGCUCGAGGGUCUGCGCGGCAACUACGAGCGCAGAAUGCAGACCAUGUGCAACGCCCUCGACGCCGGAACAUCCCUCGUAAAAGCCGGACGCAGGAAAUCGCUCGUCGUCCUCGACGGAGAAGAUGAAUGGGCCGUCGUCGAAAAACAGCCAAUCUACUCUUUCGUCCGCCCCCUCGGCGGCAUGUUCGUCUGGGUCCGCUUCGACUUCACCUCGCACCCCCUCGCCAAACAGGUCCCUGCCCCCCGCCUCUCGCAGGCCCUGUGGGUGUUUUGGACGCAGAAACCGUAUCUGUGCCUCGUUGCGCCCGGCGCGAUGUUCGCUGCUACGAAGGAGAUCAGGGAGAAGGACAGCUUCAACUGCUUUAGGCUGUGCUUUGCGGCGUGUCCGACUGAGGAUGUAGAGAGCAUUAGUAAGCGGUUUGUUGAGGGCGCGCAGACUUUCUGGCGCAUCAAGAAGAAGGAGAAGAUUGAUAAGUUGCUCGAGGAUGAGGAGGUCGCGGGCGUGGAUCAUGUCGCUGGCAUGGCGGUGUUGACGGGUAUGUGUUAGGUUUGAUUUGGUGUAAUGGGCUAAGGGAUGCGAGGGUAAAUUGUAUAGAAAUGAUUGAGAGUCGGCGGCGGCUGUUUGGUAUCGCGUAAUGAGCUUAUUGGGUGUUUGUCUUUUCUCGUGCUGUGCCAAUGCGCGUUUCCUGACUCUUCUCAUCUCGUCUCAUCGCGUUGUACCGCACCUGUCUUCCUCGACUCUCACCAAUUGUUCUUCGCAUUCCAUAUCAUACCAACCCUACCAAUCGUGUACAUAUGACCAGCAUCUAAAGAUCCCCAUACACCCUACCCAUUCUAUACACCUAUUUCCUAGACGUGGUUUAUCAAUCGCUCUCUCU